AUGGUAUUUUUUACAUGCAAUGCGUGUGGUGAAUCAGUGAAGAAAAUACAAGUGGAAAAGCAUGUGGCUGUUUGCAGGAACUGUGAAUGCCUUUCCUGCAUUGACUGUGGUAAAGAUUUCUGGGGCGAGGACUAUAAAAACCAUGUGAAAUGCAUAAGUGAAGACCAGAAGUACGGCGGCAAAGGUUACGAAGGGAAAGCCCACAAAGGCGCUAUCAAGCAGCAGGCGUGGGUGCAGAAAGUUAAUGAAUUAAUAAAAAGACCCAAUGUCAGCCCCAAAGUGAGAGAACUUUUAGAGCAAAUUAGUGGUUUUGACAACAUUCCCAGGAAAAAGGCAAAAUUCCAGAAUUGGAUGAAGAACAGUUUAAAAGUUCAUAAUGAAUCGGUUCUGGAGCAGGUGUGGAAUAUAUUUUCUGAAGCUUCCAGUAAUGAACCAGCCAGUAAAGGGCAAGAUCACCAGCCACUCAACCCAGUGGCAAAGCCACCUGCGGAAAUCACCACCACGGUGGCCCCUUCCAAAGCCAGUGACACCGCGUCAGGACAAGCAGAGGCAAAGAAGAGUAAGCGGGAAAGGAAGGAAGAGCGGCAGAAGAAAAGGAAAAAAGAAAAGAAGGAACUGAAACUAGAAAACCACCAAGAGAAGUCCAAGAGUCAGAAGUCUAAAAAGCGCAAACUGAGACUGGAGGCCGAGCAGGAGGCGGGAGGGGAGGGUGCCCCCGAGGCCAAGGGGAACAAGAGCGAGUGUGGAGUGAACGGAGACGUGGACAAGGCGGGAAAGAGGAAGCGGAAGCUUUCAGAAGUUGAAGCUUAUUCCAAGAAGAAGAAGUUGAAGUGCCCAGCACUGGCUGAGGGCGGAGAACCAGAAAACCAUGAAGCUCCUGCAAAAGGGAAAUUCAAUUGGAAGGGGACUAUUAAAGCAGUCCUAAAGCAGGCCCCAGACAAUGAAAUAGCAGUCAAAAAGCUAAGGAAAAAGGUUUUAGCUCAGUAUUACGCGGUGACAGCUGAACACCACAGGUCUGAAGAGGAGCUCCUGGCCAUCUUCAACAAGAAAGUCAGCAAGAACCCCGCCUUCAAGUUACUCAAGGACAAGGUCAAGCUUUUGAAGUGA
Messenger RNA from Pipistrellus nathusii (Nathusius's pipistrelle), 1107 nucleotides. NCBI's taxonomy places the organism in Eukaryota, Metazoa, Chordata, Mammalia, Chiroptera, Vespertilionidae. The record is from the annotation of a GenBank genome assembly.